AUUUUCCUAGGAAUUUACGACGAAAUUAAGUUAGGUGGCCGAAAAAAAACGUGUUACAACUACAAAGUUGGUGGAUUCAAAAUUUCCUCGUUAAGUAGAAGUAAAAUAUUUUCUCGUAAAGUACAUGCUACAUUUACGUCGAGUUUACGAGGAAAGUGUAUUUCCUCGUAAAAGCCACGUGACAUUACAUCGACUUUACGACGAAAUGAUUUCGUCGUUAUUUUACGAGGAAAUAACGCUGAUUUUAUAAUUCUUCGUAAAUUCCUCGUAAAGUCGACGUAAACUUACGAGGAUUACUUUUUCUCGGUAAGUUUCCUCGCUCGCUAAACUUGUGUUUUACUGUAGUGUUUAAACUUCCUUAAAUCAAGACCCACCUUUUACAAUAUAAAAGGACUAACACGUUACUUUAAAUUCUCAUAUCAGAAACAUUUUCUUAGACAUUAAUUAACCUAAACAGAGUUAAGAAAAUAUUUCUUAGAACAUCAUGGUAUCAUUGGCAAAAAUUUCCACCGAUGAGGAGGCUAGCCUCUAUGCCAUGCAGCUUGGCAGCGCAUCCGUGCUUCCCAUGGUUCUGAAAGCAGCCAUAGAGCUCGACUUGCUCGAGAUCAUGGCCAAGAACGAUGGCUUCUCCGGUGCUCAGAUGUCUCCUUCAAAGUUAGCUUCCCAUCUCCCAACCAAUAACCCUGAUGCUCACGUCAUGCUUGACAGGAUCCUCCGGUUGCUUGCAUCACACUCCAUACUGACUUGCUCUGUACGUAAACUACCUGACGGUGGUGUAGAGCGUCUCUACGGACUUGACACUGUCUGCAAAUACUUGACUAAUAAUGAUGAUGGUGUCUCCCUUGCCACUCACUGUCUUUUGAACCAGGACAAGGUCCUCAUGGAGAGCUGGUAAGUGCAAAACCCUAAUAGAAUAUCCUUUAUAUAUAUAUAAAAAAGAAGUAGAAAACCCUAAUUAAUUAUUAACAUACUAACUUCAUAAAAACUAUUUCAACUUAAUAUGUGGGUUUUCAUAAUUGAUAUAACAAUCUGAAACUGUAUGUCGGUACCAUUUAAAGGAUGCAGUUCUUGAAGGAGGGAUCCCAUUCGAUAAGGGAUACGGUAUGUCAACCUUCGUUUACCACCGGAAAGAUCAGCGAUUUGCAAAUGUAUUUAGCAAUGGUAUGUCGAGCCACUCUACCAUUGUGAUGAAGAAGAUUCUAGAGGCUUACAACGGCUUCGAAGGAUUGUCAUCUGUAGUUGAUGUUGGUGGUGGAAUUGGAGCCUCCCUUCACAUGAUUGUUGUUUCCAAGUACCCAAACAUCAGAGGGACCAAUUUUGAUCUCCCACAUGUCAUCGAGAAUGCAGCGCAAUUUUCUGGUACAGCUUUGUUAUAACAAAUUUUGAAGUAAAAUAUAUAUGUUUACGAAAGUUCAUAUAAAUAAGGUUUUUGUUGGACCAACGAUGCAGGUAUUGAACAUGUUAAAGGAGAUAUGUUUGUUAGUGUUCCCAAAGUAGAUGCCAUAUUCCUUAAGGUUAGCAAAUGAAAACGUUAUAUAGCUUCCUAGUGAUUGUUAUAAACCCAAUUAUAGUUCCACAUAUCUAGACUAGCUUGUUUCUAAUAUUGAUUAUAUAAAAUAUAUUAUUAGUGGGUCUGCCAUGACUGGAGCGAUGAACACUGCUUGAAAUUAUUGAAGAACUGCUAUGAAGUGCUUCCGGAUGAUGGGAAAGUGAUAAUUGUGGAAUGCUUAGUCCCGGUAGCACCAGACUCGAGCCUCUUGACUAAACAAGUAGUUCACUUGGACUGUAUCAUGAUGGCUCACACAUC
Molecule: messenger RNA, 1807 nt
Organism: Brassica napus (rape)
Lineage: Eukaryota; Viridiplantae; Streptophyta; Magnoliopsida; Brassicales; Brassicaceae
Product: caffeic acid 3-O-methyltransferase-like
Exons: 1
Coding region: 485-895 (136 amino acids)
Biological process (GO): methylation
Molecular function (GO): O-methyltransferase activity; S-adenosylmethionine-dependent methyltransferase activity; protein dimerization activity
Source: RefSeq, a predicted model, not a curated record